Molecule: messenger RNA, 3114 nt
Organism: Nanorana parkeri
Lineage: Eukaryota; Metazoa; Chordata; Amphibia; Anura; Dicroglossidae
Gene: NFXL1
Product: nuclear transcription factor, X-box binding like 1
Exons: 23
Coding region: 217-2946 (909 amino acids)
Biological process (GO): regulation of DNA-templated transcription
Cellular component (GO): nucleus
Molecular function (GO): zinc ion binding; DNA-binding transcription factor activity, RNA polymerase II-specific; RNA polymerase II transcription regulatory region sequence-specific DNA binding
Source: RefSeq, a predicted model, not a curated record
GCGAAGUCUGCGGGAGUUGUAGUCUUGCCGCUUCCCGUACACCGUUGGCAGCGCUCUGCAUGCUGGGAGAUGUAGUUUCUCGCGCUGAUUCUGCACAGUGUUGUGAGGCCGAGUGGCAGGACUCAUCUCAUGUGUACUCUUCUCACCGGUGUACCCGAGCCAUGCACUGACUGCUGCUGACAGGAUUACAACUCUUUUCUUGUGCUGCUAGCAGCAAUGGAUGCUCCAUGGCGCCAGGGUGGCAGAGGUCGAGCAAGAGGUCGAGGUAAUGCUAUCAAUGGAGCUCCUUCUCCAGCUCCGGGCCCAGGACCUGCCAGAAAUGCUGCCUACUCCAGAGAAAAUGAAAACAGUGUUUCCAGACCUGGUCCUGGAAGAGGGAACACCUCCUAUGCUUCUGUAAGCAAGCCCCUGAAUGCACAGUACGCAAGUGAAGUUCAUGUGGAUAGAUCAAAGAGGAAAUUUGAAGAGAUCCAGAAAGCCAAUCAGGCAGUGGUGAGAAAGAUUGUGGAAGACAAUUACAGCUCAUCAGAUGAAGAUGACGAUGGGGAUGAAGACGCUGAAGGGAAACAGAAUCAAAUAUUAGAUUUAACAUUUACAACCUACACAAACCAAACAGAUGGCGAUGUCACUGAAUUGGCACGCACCAAACAGUACCUGAGCGAGGCUUUUCAGUCUGGAGCUGUGACUUGCUUGAUAUGCAUUGCUUCAGUGAAGAGAAACCAAGCUGUCUGGAGCUGCUGUGCCUGUUAUUGCAUAUUUCACAUGCCGUGCAUCCAGAAAUGGGCCAAGGACAGCAUAUUCCUUGUUUCUUCACCGCUCACAGAUGAUGACUUUGAAAAGAAAGAUUACCCUUGGCCGUGCCCAAAGUGUCGAUUUGAAUACAAGCGAUCCAAGACUCCUGCAAGAUAUUACUGUUACUGUGGUAAAGUAGAAGACCCACCACUGGACCCGUGGCUUGUACCUCAUUCUUGCGGCCAAGUUUGUGAAAGAGAAUUUAAGCCAUCUUGUGGUCACAAAUGCUUGCUCUUGUGCCAUCCAGGACCUUGUCCACCAUGUCCAAAGAUGGUCACCAUCACUUGUUUUUGCAAGAAGGCAAAGCCUAUUCCCCGAAGGUGCAGCGCCAAAGACUGGUCCUGCCAGCAGACGUGUGGGAGGAUGCUGAUGUGUAGGCAACACAAGUGUGAAAAUCCCUGCCAUAAAGGAGACUGCCUGCCAUGUCCCAGGGUCAGCAAGCAAAAAUGCCUUUGUGGAAGAAAGGUAGCUGAACGACUGUGUGCAAGUCCAACCUGGCAAUGUGAUGUGGUUUGUGGACGAACUUUACCUUGUGGGAAUCACACCUGUGAGCAGGUCUGCCAUGCCGGUCCAUGUGGCCAGUGUCCUCGUUCAGGGAAUCGUUUGUGCCCAUGUGAAAAAACAAAGUACACCUUGCCUUGUACAGAAGAUGUGCCCACUUGCGGUGAUAACUGUGAUAAGGUUUUGGAGUGUGGAAUACACGAAUGCUCCCAGCGCUGUCACAGAGGUCCAUGUGAAACAUGCAGGCAGGAGGUUGAGAAGCAAUGUCGCUGUGGAAAACACACCAGGCAAAUGCCGUGUCAUAAGCCCUAUUUAUGUGAGACCAAAUGCCCUAAAACCCGGGAUUGCCAGAGACAUCAAUGCAAGAGGAAGUGUUGCACUGGAAACUGCCCGCCCUGUGACCAGCAAUGUGGACGUACCCUGGGAUGCAGAAAUCACAAGUGUCCUUCUGUUUGCCACAGAGGAAGCUGCUAUCCUUGUCCAGAAAAUGUUGACGUGAAAUGUAACUGUGGCAAAACUAUGCUAACAGUUCCUUGUGGCAGAGAGCGCAGUACCAAACCACCACGCUGCAAGGAGGUGUGCAGCCACCCUUCUACCUGCCACCAUGAGACUAGAGAAAAACACAAGUGCCAUUUUGGUCCAUGUCCAACAUGCCGACAGAUUUGUCAGAAAACCUUCAAGAAGUGCGGUCACCUCUGCCCUGUCGCUUGCCAUGAUGAAGCUCUAGUGAAACAGAAAGGAUUGCCUCAGCCAGCCGGUCCUUGGGAGCAGCCCUCUGAACCAGCUUUUAUCCAGACAGCUUUACCAUGUCCUCCUUGUCAAGUCCCAAUACCAACGGAAUGUCUUGGCAAACAUGAGGUAAGCCCAUUGCCAUGUCAUUCUGCUGGUCCAUUUUCAUGUAAGAGGCCCUGUGGACGUUUCCUUGCUUGUGGAAACCACAGUUGCUUAAGAGAAUGUCAUAAAGUGACUGAGUGUAAUGGUAACAAAGAGAAGUCUGGUCCAGAAUGUUUUGUGUGUGAAGAAGCAUGCUCAAAACGUCGACCACAAGGCUGUCCUCAUCGUUGCAAUCUCCCAUGUCACCUCGAAGAUUGCCCUCCAUGUGUUCAGAUGUUCAGGACCAAAUGCCACUGCAAGAUUAGUAAUCUUUACAUCGAGUGCAUAAAACUUACUUUGGCUAAAGAAAAGGAAAAGAAUAUCCUGACUUCGUGCAAAAAUCAGUGUCCAAAAGAGCUGUCUUGUGGACAUCGAUGCAAAGAGAUUUGUCACCAGGGAAGUUGUUCCCUACUGUGUAACCAGAAAGUUAAAUUUCGAUGCCCUUGUCGGAGAAUUAAGAAGGAGUUUCCAUGUAACACCGCACGUGGAGGUCACGUUUCACUGGAGUGUGAUUCCCACUGUUUAGAAAUGAAGAAAAAAGCUGUAGAGAUGAAAGAAAAAGAAGUAAUUGCAGCAAACGAGGAAGAGAAACGCAAACAGCAGGCUGAAUUAGAAGCAUUUGAAAACCGGCUGAAAGGAAAACGGAAGAAAAACAAGAAGAAGGAUGAAGUUGAGCUUCAGCCAUCCACAUGGCAGAAGUAUAAGAAGUAUAUCAUAAUGCCCGUAUGUGGCAUUGUUCUUGCUGUAUUUACAUUGUAUCUGACUCAAGUAAAUAUAUGACAUUUUAAAUUCACAUGUAACCAGGAAAGUAAAAUGACGAGUUGUGUUUCAAGUGAAAAUGUCAUCUUCUAAUUUCUUUACUCAAUACAUAGAAUAUUGUAUUGAACACGUAUUGUGUAAAAUGGAAGAUGAAUUGAGAUAUUGUCUUUUUACAUAUUUCAAUAUUGA